UGGAAGAGAAGCGCAAAAUGAAGAAAAAUCCAACAAAGCCCUAAAAGCUUCCGCCAAGGCGCUGGUAAUUCCGUCGAACAGUUGGGCUGCAUCUUUACCCUAAAACCUCUCUCCCUCUCUCUCUCUUCACUCAGAUCUAACCUCUCUCUUAUCCCCAUGUUCGGCACUCCGUCUUCUUCGCCGGCGUUCGGCACUCCGUCGUCCACGCCGUUGUUCGGUUCCUCCUCAACCUCCGCCUUCGGCACUCCUUCGUCUACCCCUGCGUUCGGUACGCCGUCGUCCACGCCCGCCUUCGGAACGCCCUCAGCCACGCCGGCCUUCGGCACGCCUUCAUCCACGCCGGCGUUCGGGACGCCGUCGACAUCUUCCUUCGCCUCGGGCGGAUUUGGCAACUCGCUCUUCUCCACUCCGUUCUCAUCUCAGCAGCCACAGCAACAGCAGCAGCAGCAGCAGCAGCAGACGUCGCCGUUCCAGCAGCCGGCGUCUACUGGUUUCGGUUUUCAGUCGCCGUUCAACACGGCGCAGCAGCAGACGCCUUUCCAAAAUACGCAAUUGACUACUCAGAUGGCUCCCGUUGCUCCCAUUCCUUUCUCCCUCGCCGAUCGUGAUAUCCAGGCCAUAGUUGAAGCCUAUAAAGAAGAUCCGACGAACCCUAAGUAUGCGUUUAAGCAUCUUUUGUUCAGUGUGACUGAACAGCAGUAUCGUGUCAAGCCUGCAGCUGUAUCAGAUAUAAUGUGGGCAGAGGCCAUGAGCAAACUUGAAGGCAUGGAUUCAUCAGAAAGAGAGCGCCUUUGGCCUCAGCUUGUGCAAGGCUUUAAAGAUCUUUCUCAGCGCCUUAAGCUUCAAGAUGAAGUUCUCGUAUCAGAUAGGGAAAGAAUAAAAACUACUCAGAGCAACGUGAAAAUGCUUCAAAGACAUUUGCAAGCACAUACCUUUCCGUCUAUUGAAAGGUUGAGACAGAAGGAGCAGAAUCUUCAAAGACGCAUGUUGAGGGUGAUGAGGAUAGUGGAGGGCUUAGAGGGGAAGGGUUUCCGGUUACCCUUAACAAAAGGAGAGGCCGAACUGUCUGAGAAGCUAACUGGAAUAACAAGACAGGUGAAAGGUCCUGGAGCAGAGCUUUCAAGGAGGGUGCAAAGUCUGCAGACAAUAUGUCGCGCUCAAGCAAAUUCCUUCUCUGCUGGUAGCUCCAUUUAUCUCCCGGGGUCAACUAAAAUAGACGAGCAGAGCCUGAUUGACAUGCAGGAGGUAUUGCAACAGGAGACAGAAGCCAUAGGGAGGCUCGGGAACGUAUUGAAGCGAGACAUGAGGGAUAUGGAAAUCAUGGUGGCUGAAGAUACAGAGAUGACCGAGGACACAUAGAUGUCCAGUUUCUAAUGUCUCAUUUCCUUUACUAUUGGAUUCGCACAAGGCUUUGGACUUUUGACAUGUACUUUAGUAGCUGAGCUAUAAAAAUUCUCAAUGUAUUGUGUGAUUUCUUUUUCA
Messenger RNA from Brassica oleracea var. oleracea, 1482 nucleotides. Its product is annotated as nuclear pore complex protein NUP54. The record is from RefSeq and is a predicted model, not a curated record. The transcript has 9 exons. Gene Ontology annotation, molecular function: structural constituent of nuclear pore. The coding region runs from base 157 to 1359 and encodes 400 amino acids. Gene Ontology annotation, cellular component: nuclear pore central transport channel; nuclear pore. NCBI's taxonomy places the organism in Eukaryota, Viridiplantae, Streptophyta, Magnoliopsida, Brassicales, Brassicaceae. Gene Ontology annotation, biological process: nuclear pore organization; NLS-bearing protein import into nucleus; protein localization to nuclear inner membrane.